AUGGGAACUUUAUUCUCGCAGCUGCAGGGCGCCUCUAGCGAGGAAGUUUCCUUUGCAUCCUCCCAAGCUUCCAUUGCAUACUCACACCGUUUCAUCGUCGCCACCGAUCAGGGACGAACGGGAACUGAACGGGUCGGAAAAGACGCCGAAAGAGUGGCGGCGGACGCCCGAGGAAUCAUGGCCAUGGACGACCUCGCCACCCAUCAGUCGGCGCUGCCGAACCUCCGCGACCUCACCGGCCUCACGCCGAGCCUCACGCCGGGACUCGUCUUCCGCUCCGCCGCGCCGGCGCCGACACCCUCGGCCGGCGCCGCCCUCGCCUCCCUCGGCAUCACGCACAUAUUCGACCUCCGGUCCGCCACCGAACUCGACGGCGCCCUCGUCAUCGUCGAGGUGCCGCCGCCGAUCCAGCGUCGGCACGUGCCCGUCUUCACGCGCGACGACGACAACGACGACUUUGCGCCCGAAGCCGUCGCCUGGCGGUACCGCGCCUACACGGCCGAGGACACCGUCACGGGCUUCCGCGAUGCCUACGCCGCCAUCCUGCGGGCCGCCCCUCGUGCCUUUGCCGAGGUUCUCGCCCACCUCGCGCAGCCGGAUCCCACGCCUUGCCUCGUCCACUGCACCGCCGGCAAGGACCGCACCGGCGUCCUCUGCGCACUCCUCCUCACCCUCUGCGGCGUUCCCGAUCAGCUCGUCGCGCGCGAGUACGCGCUCACCGAGGAUGGCCUCCGUCCCCUGCGUGCCGACAUUGUUCAAAGGUUGCGGCGCAUGCCCGCGUUGGAUGGCGAUCUCGCCGCCGCCGAGAGGAUGCUGAGUGCAAAACCCGAGAGUAUGCUCGCCACCCUCGACAUGGUCCGUCAAGAGUAUGGCUCCGCCGAGGACUAUGUCAUCAACCAGUGCGGCCUCUCCGCCCAACAGCUGGCGCAGCUUCGCCGGAACCUGGGUGCCUCCGACGCGCAGACGGCAGCCUCUGAGCCGCCGACCUCGACGAUGCGACAGACGCGUUGUGCUGAUCUUGUCAUAUAA
Molecule: messenger RNA, 1029 nt
Organism: Drechmeria coniospora
Lineage: Eukaryota; Fungi; Ascomycota; Sordariomycetes; Hypocreales; Ophiocordycipitaceae
Exons: 3
Coding region: 1-1029 (342 amino acids)
Biological process (GO): dephosphorylation
Molecular function (GO): phosphoprotein phosphatase activity
Source: RefSeq, a predicted model, not a curated record